AUGGCUGUGGCUUUGGAAGCAGAUUUGGUGCACAUGCACAAGUUCCUGUUGAACCAGAAGGAAAUGAUGAGUGAAAAGGUCUUCAGUGACUUGAUGGCAGCCCAAGUCAAAGUCUUCACCAGCAGGCUGGAGGCAGCCAAAUUGACCGCUGGAGAGGGCGCCAACCUGUCAUCCGUGUUGAUGAACGGGCCAUGGACACAUGCCCAGAAGGGAGAGCUGGGGCAAGCGCUGGCCAAGGGGUUGGCAGGCGACCUGCCAACAAAGGGUGGAAGAAGGCCAUCCCAGCAAAUGACAAGCUUUCCAUGCUACUUGACAGACUCGGACCUUGAGCACCUGCAGAGUGACACUCACAGUUUGGUGAAGGUCGAGAAGUUGGUUCAGCGGUGCGUCUCUUUGUCGCUCCACUUGCCUUCCACGAGCGCGGUGAAGCACAUCGUUUCCACUGCAGACAAACAUGACAUUUUGAAGGCUUUCACAACAAAGCUCAGGGCUACGAUCAAGCAUAUGCCGAAAUCUUCCACCCACUUGGAGAGCUACCCGGCAAAGCCAGAAAACUUACCGCAAGAACUCUACAAUGCAGCCUACUCCGAUGAGAAGCCUUCAGAGAAAGGGGUCACAAUGAUGGGGGUCCAGGCUCAUGUGGUACCAUACCGUGACACGCACAGCAUGGUACGUUCGGCGAAACCCAGUGGCAGCUCAGCCAUGAGUAGCGAGUCAUUUUGCAUGCAGAUCAUGCAUGCGGUCUCCAAGAUGAUGCAGGGCCAAGGCGGAUGUCAAGAUGGUCUCCCAGGGUUGGAAGUGUUUGCAUCGAAACGGAAGAACAAGGCUUUAGCCAAUGCUCCAUCAGCAACUGGUGAGUCAGCCGGAUCGAAGCCGGCGCUGGAAGAUAGGAAAGCCGAAGAACACAAGAAGCCUCAGGAAGAGCAACCUGCCGAAGAACAGGAGCAGAAAGGACUGUUUGAUUUGAAGUUGCCAGAGGGGAAGCAGCCUGCUGAUCCAAAGGAUCAACUGGACGCCAUGGUUGGCACCUUCAACGCAAGGAGUAAAGCCAGGAAAAUUGAAAGGGAAGAGGAGAAGGACACCAGGCAAACCUUUUUUUGGCGCGGUGGCAAGGUUCAUCGAUCAGAUCGAGCGAGCUGCUGGAGGGUCUUCCUUUGCGCGGGAGACCGCAAUGACAAGAAGGUCGCCUUUAAGGGAGACUGUCAGGCAGCCUUUGUGAGGGCUUUGCGGAUGAUUGAAGAGGGCCAAUAG
Messenger RNA from Durusdinium trenchii, 1251 nucleotides. The record is from the annotation of a GenBank genome assembly. Lineage: Eukaryota; Dinophyceae; Suessiales; Symbiodiniaceae.